AUGGCUCAUUGGCCCAUGGCUCUGGAAAGGUUGGCAACCAAGAAGAUCUCCCGAAGGCAGUUGAAGCUGACCUUGUGUGCCAUCGAGGCCAAGUGCUCGCCGGAGGUGCGCCGAGCCUUUCGGGCUUUACCCUUGGAGCGAUGUGGGUGCGCCACCAUCCAGGCUGUGUGGGCAGCCUGUGACACCUUCUGGGAGUUCGAUGCGGCUCACACUGGGGCGAUCACACGGGAGGGCUACAUCAAUCUGAUGCGAGACUGUGCAAGCGUCAACACCUUGCGCAUGCUGCGGAGGGCCAGGUUAGAGCUCCGAUUCCGUCGCAGCGCUGCGCCAGUGAUGCUAGAGGACUUUCUCCUGAUGAUUUGGCCGAAGGCGACCCCGGAGGACCGCAGAAAGAUGAUGCGCUGGGCGGAGCUCCGAGAGUGCUACGACGUCGUGCGGCACAACUUCGGGGCGAGCGACCAGGACUUGGAUCGUUUGUACAGACUGCUCAGUUGCAGGGAAGAGGGAGGUCAGGUCCACGUCAUGGCCCACGAGCUGAGACGAGCGCAGCUGUUGCCCCAUGAGGCCAUCGCGCAGUUCGCCAAAGAGAGACAUCCAAAGGAGGUCUUUUUCGACUACGAGGACUUCAAGUCCAUUGUUUGGCCAAAGCUGAAAGAACGAUGGGUGUCCUCAGAGACCAUCCGGAAGCAGAAGACCCUGGCAGAGGAAAAACACCCUUUGCAGGUCCGAAUACGGCAGAAUGACUCUGACCAUGCAGGUUGA
This is a messenger RNA of Durusdinium trenchii, 762 nucleotides long. The record is from the annotation of a GenBank genome assembly. NCBI's taxonomy places the organism in Eukaryota, Dinophyceae, Suessiales, Symbiodiniaceae.